UUUCAUGCGUCCACGGUACUAUUUCAGCGGAUUCUAUUAGAAGUCCCAAGAUGGCGGCGGAUUCAAGGAAAGACUACUGCAAGCUGUUUGUGCGACAUCUCCCGAACGUUCUGUCAAAUGCAGAUAAAGAGGACUUUUUCAAGCAUUUCGGCGCUCGUAGCGUGAUAUGCAUGGGUCGAAGUGGCAAAAUGCGAGAUACAGCAUUUGUAGAGUUCCCAGAUGAUACAACAGCCUCUAAGGCAUUACGUAGGCUUCACCAGCUUGAAAUACUUGGUAGUGCCCUUGUGGUGAAGUAUGCGACCAAACAACAGGAGCAGACAGCGGCACAGCACUCUAAUAGAAUGUCACCCAAAAAGGAAGCAGCAUCAGAAAACAGCAAGGACCAGCAAGACGUGACGUCUGAAAUGGACAAGCAGAAUAGAAUUGAGCAUGGAAUAGCACCAAAAUUGGGGUUAAAGUAUCCUGGUAACCCCCACCUGACAUACCUCUAUCCGCCACCCACGGCAUCCAUUCUAACCAACAUUGCACACACUCUUGCAUGUGUCCCAAAGUUCUAUACACAGGUGUUGCAUUUGAUGAACAAGAUGAAUUUGCCAGCUCCAUUUGGGGAGGUCACCCCCACCCCGCCCAUAGUUGGUGCAACAGUGGCCCCACCCAGUAAUGCAGUCCCAGAUGAGGAUGUGUACCUUUCCAGUGAAGAGUCAGAGAUUGAGAGUGAUGAAGAGGAGAAGGAGCGCCGGUUAAAAGAGCAGUCCAUGUUUGGCAUGCAAGCCAAACCCAAACAGGAUCACGCAACAGCACGGAAACGCACAAAACUUCAACCUGCAAAAGUGCCAGAACCUAAGAAACGCAAAGCACCACCAAAGGAAUCCCAACCGUUUGAAGAAGCUUUUGAGACAUCCCAAGUCCCACAGCGCAAGAUUGCUUUCAACCUGACCGAUGCAAUUACAUCUAUUUUUGAGGCUGGUCCACCAUUUUCCGACACACAGGGUACUCCAGGGGAUAGCCAACAGGGCUCUGAAGGGUUUGGUGUGUUUGCUCCUUCCCAAAAGCAACCAGAAGAGAAAGAGGAGGGAGAAGUUGACGAACCACUUCUAGAGACCAACGAGUUUGUCUCUUCAAGGGAGUUAAAGGCAAAUAGAAUGAGUGAAAAAGAAAUCAAAGCAAUGUCUCAGUUUAAGAACUACUCACCUGGUGACCCGACGAGUAGACUGUACGUCAAGAACCUCUCACGACAGGUUGAGGAUAAGGAUUUAAUGUACGUUUUUGGAAGAUAUGUGGAUUUUAGUGUUGGAGAACAGAAGGACAGAUUUGACAUCCGCUUGAUGAAGGAGGGGCGGAUGAAAGGUCAAGCGUUCGUGACUUUACCGAGUGAAGAAAAGGCUAAACGAGCUCUACGUGAAGUCCAUGGCUACAUGUUACAUGGAAAACCUAUCGUUAUUCAAUUCGCUCGGUCAGCCAAAGCAAAGGAGGCCAAGUAGUUAAACCAAUUAUCAUCUGCAAGGACACCACACUUAAGUACUAAAUGGAAAUAUAUUUUUAUUCAUAUAACAAAGGAAAUGUAAAUAUGUAUAAAGCAUUAAAGAAUUUAUUUAUAGCA
This is a messenger RNA of Nematostella vectensis (starlet sea anemone), 1600 nucleotides long. Its product is annotated as RNA-binding region-containing protein 3. The transcript has 13 exons. Gene Ontology annotation, molecular function: protein binding; U12 snRNA binding; pre-mRNA intronic binding. Lineage: Eukaryota; Metazoa; Cnidaria; Anthozoa; Actiniaria; Edwardsiidae. The record is from RefSeq and is a predicted model, not a curated record. Gene Ontology annotation, biological process: mRNA splicing, via spliceosome. Gene Ontology annotation, cellular component: U12-type spliceosomal complex. The coding region runs from base 51 to 1481 and encodes 476 amino acids.